Molecule: messenger RNA, 3223 nt
Organism: Oncorhynchus tshawytscha (Chinook salmon)
Lineage: Eukaryota; Metazoa; Chordata; Actinopteri; Salmoniformes; Salmonidae
Product: ephrin type-A receptor 3
Biological process (GO): cell surface receptor protein tyrosine kinase signaling pathway; protein phosphorylation; axon guidance
Cellular component (GO): neuron projection; plasma membrane
Molecular function (GO): protein binding; ATP binding; transmembrane-ephrin receptor activity
Source: RefSeq, a predicted model, not a curated record
AGAGAAUAUGAGAGAGAGAAAGAGAGAGACAGAGCGCUGACUCCUCCUCGUUCUCCGGUGUCAAAGUUGACAUCAGCCCUGGAGCCGAGUUGAACAGGAGCCUCGUGCGUGAACGGGAGAGCGAGCUCACAUCUUUCAGUGGCGAAUGCUGCACGGAGUUAUGUACCUCGCGCUGCCUUGCCCUCUGAACUGCCUGCCGUCAUGGAUUGCAACCCGCGCGCGAAACCUAUACUACUUUUUAUUUUACUGUUCAUCUUGUCGUUUAUCCGCUCAGCACUUCUGAUCAUCCACCCGUCCAAUGAAGUGAACCUGUUGGACUCCAAAGCCAGCCAGGGGGAGCUGGGAUGGAUCUCCUACCCAUCACAUGGGUGGGAGGAGAUCAGCGGAGUUGAUGAGCACUACACUCCCAUCAGGACCUUCCAGGUGUGUAACGUGAUGGAGUACAGUCAGAACAACUGGCUGAGGACCAACUGGAUCCCCCGUCAGUCGGCCCAGAAGAUCUACGUGGAGCUAAAGUUCACCCUGAGAGACUGUAACUCCAUCCCCCUGGUCCUGGGGACCUGCAAGGAGACAUUCAACCUGCUGUACAUGGAGACAGACGAGGACCAGGGCAGUCACUUCAGAGAACACCAGUUCUCUAAGAUCGACACCAUCGCUGCAGACGAGAGCUUCACCCAGAUGGACCUGGGGGACCGCAUUCUGAAGCUCAACACGGAGGUCCGGGAGGUGGGGCCUGUUACGAAGAAGGGCUUCUACCUGGCGUUCCAGGAUGUGGGGGCGUGUGUGGCCCUGGUGUCAGUCAGGGUCUACUUUAAGAAGUGCCCAUUCAUUGUGAGGAACUUGGCCUCCUUCCCUGAUACCGUGCCAAUGGACUCUCAGUCAUUGGUGGAGGUGAAGGGCUCGUGUGUCAAUCACUCCAAGGAGGAGGAGCCACCGCGUAUGUACUGUAGUACAGAGGGAGAGUGGCUAGUGCCCAUAGGGAAGUGUCUGUGUAACGUUGGCUAUGAGGACAGAGGGAGCUCCUGCCAAGUAUGCAGAGCAGGGUUCUAUAAGUCUCUGCUGGGUAACGUCCAGUGUUCUAAGUGUCCACCUCACAGCUUCACCCAUCAUGAGGGAGCGCUACACUGUGGCUGUGAGAAAAACUACUUCCGUGCUGAUGGAGACCCGCCAUCUAUGGCCUGCACACGUCCUCCCUCCGCUCCUCGUAACGUGAUCUCAGUCAUCAAUGAGACCUCAGUGAUUCUGGACUGGUCCUGGCCGGAGGACACGGGAGGUCGUAAGGAUGUCACCUUCACCGUGCUGUGUAAGCGCUGCAGGCAGGGCCAGAGGGUGUGUGAGGCGUGUCGCAGUAAUGUGCGGUUCCUCCCCCGUGCUGCAGGCCUGCAGAACACUACCGUAACCGUGGGAGACCUGCUGGCUCACACCAACUACACCUUCGAGAUCGAAGCUCAAAAUGGAGUGUCCCAGUUAGCCCCAACAAUGAGGCAAUAUGCUGCUGUGACCAUCACUACCAACCAAGCAGCCCCUUCUCCAGUGACUGUGAUCAGGAAGGACCGUACGUCUCGUAACAGCAUCUCUCUGUCCUGGCUGGAACCAGAGAGACCCAACGGCAUCAUACUGGACUACGAGGUCAAAUACUACCAGAAGCAGGAGCAGGAGACCAGCUACACCAUCCUGCGCUCUAAGGGUUGUAACGUGACGUUGGGCGGUCUAAAGGCAGACACCUCCUACCUGCUCCAGAUCAGGGCCAGGACUGCAGCAGGCUACGGAGCCAGCAGCAGGAGCUUUGAGUUUGAGACAAGCCCUGACUCGUUCUCUAUCUCCAGUGAGAGUAGUCAGGUGGUGUUGAUAGCCAUCUCUUCCUCUGUAGCCAUUAUUUUGCUCUCCAUCCUCCUCUACGUGGUGAUUGGCAGGUUCUGUGGCUACAGCAAGUCUAAACAGCCUGAUGAAAAGAGACUGCACUUUGGCAACGGUCACCUGCGUCUGCCAGGAAUAAGGACCUACGUAGACCCUCACACCUAUGAAGACCCCAGUCAGGCCGUCCAUGAGUUUGCCAAGGAGCUGGAUGCUUCCUGUAUCGCCAUCGACAAGGUGGUGGGAGCAGGUGAGUUUGGGGAGGUGUGCAGUGGUCGUCUGCGUCUGCCCAGUAAGAAGGAGAUCUGUGUGGCAAUCAAGACGCUGAAGGCAGGAUACACCGACAAACAGAGGCGGGAUUUCCUGUCCGAGGCGUCAAUCAUGGGACAGUUUGACCAUCCAAACAUCAUCAGGCUGGAGGGAGUGGUCACCAGGAGUAAACCUGUGAUGAUAGUGACUGAAUACAUGGAAAAUGGAUCCUUGGACAGCUUUCUGAAAAAACAUGAUGCCCAGUUUACUGGUAUCCAGUUGGUGGGCAUGCUGCGUGGCAUCGCGUCGGGCAUGAGGUACCUGUCUGACAUGGGUUACGUCCACAGGGAUCUGGCCGCUCGUAAUAUCCUGGUGAACAGCAACCUGGUGUGUAAGGUGUCUGACUUCGGCCUGUCCAGAGUCCUGGAGGACGACCCCGAGGCAGCUUACACCACACGGGGAGGUAAGAUCCCUAUCAGGUGGACAGCUCCAGAGGCCAUCUCCUACAGGAAGUUCACCUCGGCCAGCGAUGCCUGGAGCUACGGUAUCGUGCUCUGGGAAGUGAUGUCAUACGGGGAGCGGCCUUACUGGGAGAUGUCCAAUCAGGACGUGAUCAAAGCGGUGGAUGAGGGCUACAGACUGCCUCCUCCUAUGGACUGUCCUGCAGCUCUGUACCAGCUGAUGUUGGACUGCUGGCAGAAGGAGAGGAACAACAGACCCAAGUUUGAACAGAUCGUCAGCAUCCUGGAUAAACUCAUACGCAACCCUGGGAGCCUGAAGAUCACAGCCAACACCUCAUCCAGGCCAGCCAACCUGCUUCUGGACAGGAGUAGUUCUGAGGUGGUUCCAUCGUUGGACACCAUGGGGGAUUGGCUGGACAGCGUGAGGACUCUGCCCUGUAAGGAGGCCUUCUCUGGGGUCAGCUACAGCUCCUGUGACACCCUGCCCAAGACCUCCGCAGAGGACCUAAAGAAGGUUGGUGUGACUAUCGUCGGCCAGAAGAACAUUGUGAGCAGUAUCAAAGCACUAGAGAGCCACAGUAAGAAUGGCCCUGUCCCAGUCUAACUCAACCAAGCCACUAGAGAUCCACAGAUUGGCUGACUGGCUGCCCUCUGGCCCC